Megachile rotundata (alfalfa leafcutting bee) is the source of this 2638-nucleotide messenger RNA. Its product is annotated as U3 small nucleolar RNA-associated protein 25 homolog. NCBI's taxonomy places the organism in Eukaryota, Metazoa, Arthropoda, Insecta, Hymenoptera, Megachilidae. Gene Ontology annotation, biological process: maturation of SSU-rRNA from tricistronic rRNA transcript (SSU-rRNA, 5.8S rRNA, LSU-rRNA). The record is from RefSeq and is a predicted model, not a curated record. Gene Ontology annotation, molecular function: rRNA binding; U3 snoRNA binding. Gene Ontology annotation, cellular component: nucleolus; small-subunit processome.
UACAGAAAGUGUCCUAACCAACCAGAACUAUACAGACUAUACUGUGGUCUUUUUGUAUUGUCGCGAAAUAAAUGUGACUGCAAUGUAAACCUGUACUAACCUAGAUUACAUAUAAAUUGAAAAUGUUCAAUAAACCGAAAAAUACGUGAAUUUGAAAUUUACUAUAUCUAGACUAAUGUGCAUAAUUUUGUUUAAUUAUGUAUGUAUAUAUUAAUAUACAUAUGUUUUUAAAUGGUUAUUACUAAACAUGUAUGUAGAACUGAGUCGUAUUAAGUGAUAAAUGUAAAUAAAAACACGUGGACCAGUUUUAUUUUGUAAUCAAUUAAUUGUUUAUAAUUGAUGUGCAAAAUUUGUUAUUAAAAUGGCACGUGGUAGGAGACCGACUCGAGGUGGAAAAAGGAAAUUUGAUAGACAUGACAGUCGAUCGAGAUCAAAAAAAGGUAAAUUUAACCUAAAAAGAAAACCGUAUGUUCAAGAGCGGGAUAUUAAAAGUCAGGAAAUUGAAAAUCGCAGAAAAGUAAUAGAAGACAAAAGGUUACAACAGCAAAGACUCGAAUGUGAUAGUUCAGAAGAUGAACAAGAAAAUCCUUUGCAAGAUUUAUUAUCCACAUUUUCAAAUAUUGAUAAUCUCCAAGUAACUGCAAUUGAAUCUGACUUAGAAAGUGAUGUUUCUGAUGAUAAAAGUAAUGCACAUGUAACAAAUGAUAAUAAUGAAGAUCAUGCAGAUACUGAGGAGCAGUUAUCGAGCGAUAAUGAAGAGAUUAAAAUGAAGGAAUCCGAUGAAGAAGAUGCUGAGACUGCCCAAGAAGAUGCUGGUUAUUUGAAAGAUCCAUUUUCAAUUCAUUUUCAUGAUGAUUUAAGUGAUGAGCAUUAUGAAGCAGUUUCUAGCAUUCCACAGAUCACAGAAACACAGAACAUAGUAUGGCCUACUCUGGGAAAUCUUAUAUGUCAAAUUCCAAAGGCCAAGGAAAAAGAAAACGAUACACUUAAGAAACCUAAAGUUUCUAUUUUAGAAAACAAGCAGUUUGCAAGGUAUGGUACUGUUCCAUUCUUAAUUGAAGCCAUAGAUUGGAAUGCAUUAUAUGUAAAAUCUCAAAUUCAUGGUAAUAUUACAAGAGCAAACUAUUUAAAUAUAAAGGACAAUGUGAAUACUAAUCCAUCACCUUUGACUUCUUUACAACGAGAGUUAUUUUCAGUGAUAAAUAAUUAUCAAGAUCUUUAUUAUCCUGAAGAAACCUUUUCCAAUGCUGAUCAGAUAAGAUUCAUAUAUUGUUUACACGCGAUUAAUCAUGUAUUAAAAACCAGAACAAAAGUAUUACAUCAUAAUGCAAAAAUAACAAAAUCAAAGAGUAAGAACAUAGCAGAAGUUCCAGAUGAAUAUAGAGAUCAAGGAUUAGUCAGGCCAAAAAUUUUGAUAAUAGUCCCUUUUAGACAUUCCUGUUUAAAAAUCGUUGAACUCUUAAUAUCUAUUUUAAUCGGAGAAGACAAAGGUGGCUCUGUAAUAAAUAAAAAGAGAUUUUUAGAAGACUUCAGUGGUAAUGAAUUAGCAAUGCCAAAAAAAAAGCCAAAGCCGGAAGAUUAUGAAUUAACAUUUCAAGGAAAUAUAGAUGAUACUUUUAAAAUUGGAAUCUCUAUCACAAAAAAAACUUUAAAGUUGUAUUCAGAGUUUUAUUCUUCCGACAUAAUAAUUUCAUCUCUUUUGGGACUGAGAAUGUUAAUUGGUGCAGAGGGUGAAGCAGAGAGAGAUUAUGAUUUUUUGGCAUCAAUAGAAUUAUUGAUUCUAGAUCAAGCAGAGAUAUUUUUAAUGCAAAAUUGGGAUCACAUGAUUCAUGUUUUAAAUCAUCUACAUUUGCAGCCAAAAGAUUUUCAUAGGACAGAUUUUUCUAGAGUAAGAAGUUGGUGUGUAAAUGGUUGGGCUAAAUAUUAUAGACAGACAUUGAUAUUUUCAAGUAUUCACGUGCCUGAAAUAUAUGGAAUAUUUAAUAAAAAAUGUUAUAAUUAUGCUGGAAAAGUGAAGGUAAUAAAUCCUAUUACAUCUGGAUCCAUUUGUCAGGUGGUUGUGCAAGUUCCACAAGUAUUUCAUAGAUUCGAAACUUCAAGUCAUUCUCAAGCUUUGGAACAAAGAAUGGAAUUUUUUAUAACAAAAAUACUUCCUCAAUAUAAGGACAAAAUUAUGAAUCACACAUUAAUUUUUGUACCAUCUUACUUCGAUUUUGUGAAGUUAAGAAAUUAUCUUAAAAAGGAAGAUUAUAGUUUUGUACAAAUUUGUGAAUAUUCUAAAGAUGGAAAAAUUUCAAGAGCAAGAGAUUUGUUCUUUCACAGUGAGGUACAUUUUCUGCUCUAUUCAGAGCGGUUUCAUUUCUUCCGUAGAAUCAGAGUGAAAGGUAUAAGACACAUUAUAUUUUAUGCACUACCAACCAUUCCCAAGUUUUAUACAGAAAUGUGUAACUUCAUGCAAGAAGCUAAUCAGAAUCCACGAGCGGGUUCUGAAAGUAAUAUGACUGUUACCGUUUUAUAUUGUAAAUACGACAUCUUGCAGCUUUCUGCAAUAGUAGGUACAGAAAGAACAAAUAAAAUGCUUGAAUCAGAAAGAACUGUCCAUAUGCUUAUGACCGGUGAAUAAAAAGAUGAAACUGAA